Molecule: messenger RNA, 1909 nt
Organism: Salvelinus sp. IW2-2015
Lineage: Eukaryota; Metazoa; Chordata; Actinopteri; Salmoniformes; Salmonidae
Source: RefSeq, a predicted model, not a curated record
UGUGAAGGUCACAUGUCCAUUUCGCGCGAAAGUGUGUUGACGUUCCUGUCAUAGCGACUUUGAUCAAGCCUGCAUAUAUAUCCCUCCGUGGCUCAAGCUGCUGAGUUGGAAUUUAUUUAUCGAUCGUCUUUCCUGACCAGAAGAGAAUUGUGUGGUUCUAGAUUGACAUCAUUAUGUCUCAGGCGCGGGUCACCGAUUUUUACUACCAGAGAAAGAAAGAUGCUAGUGGGGCUAGGCAUGGUGAUGGCAAUACCCAGGUUGUGGACACUGUAACAAGUAAUCCUAGCACAAGAUCAACUCGGUUGAAAAGCAAGAAUGCAACAUCUACAACAAAGGUUAUGAUAAAGACUUCAAACUCCACAUGUUCUGAAAACAGUGUACAAGAGGAGUUUAGGAGGGUUAUUGACGAGGCGACUUCGGUCGAUAAGGUGGAGAUCAUGUCUGCUGUGCUGGCGAGGACCGACUCGGAAAAACAAACACUUUUCUCCAGCCCUCGAACUCCCAAGAGGACCUCUGCAGAUGCUGAUUUCGAUCUUGGAUCAGCUGUAUUUUCAACCACUGCUGACCAUAUCAUCGCAAAGAAGCGUCUUCGGAUCGAGGCAAGAAAACAUACCAUCGCUGCAGGGACAAGUCCUGGGCCGUUUAAAGUUCUAGAGAAUUCGGUCAGGAAGCAAUUGAUUCUCUUCAAAGACGACAAAAAGACUUUCUCCAAAGAGGAUGUUGUGGCACUCGGGUUCCGACUUCAGAAGAUCAAGGACCAGACACGGAAAGCUGAGAACCUGCCCGCUACGGCCCCAGAGUCUACUGCCCCAGACCUGAAGACAAAGCUAGCCUGUGUCAAAGAGCUUGCUGCUAAGGCACAACACCGGAAGGAGGAGAGGUUGAGAGAGGCCAGAUCUACAGAGGAAAAUAAUCGCCCAAAAACCGAGGAUGGAGAUAAGAUCCCAGCCUAUCAGCAGUACCAUACUCUUGCCCAGGAUGCUCCCCCUGGCCUCACCCUGCCCUUCAAGUACAAACUGCUUGCUGGAAUGUUCCGUAGCAUGGACAUCAUAGUGGGAAUGCUUUUCAAUCGCUCAGAGACGGUUACCUUUGCCAAAGUGAAGCAGGGUGUCCAGGACAUGAUGCACAAGCGUUUUGAGGAGACCCAUGUGGGCCAGAUUAAGACGGUCUAUCCUACUGCCUACCAUUUCCGCCAGGAGAGAAACAUUCCUACCUUCAGUGCUACAGUGAAGAAGUCUAGCUACCAGCUCACAGUGGAGCCUGACAUUGAAGCUGAUAAGAGCAAGGCAGUGCUGGCUGCUUCCCACCUAUUAGAGAGGCGACGUAUCUUCCAUCAAAACCUAAUCAGCAUUGUGAAAGGGCAUCACAAGGCGUUCCUUGCCAAGUUGAAUCCUCCUAUUAGAGUCCCAGAUGACACGCUUACCCGCUGGCACCCUCGCUUCAAUGUGGAUGAGGUGCCCAAUGUCCUGCCCGGUGAGCUGCCCCAGCCCCCACAGGGAGCUGAGAAGCUAACCACUGCCCAGGAGGUUCUGGACAAGGCCCGCUCCAUGAUGACCUAAGGUACUUAUGACCUGUUGUCCUAAAUUCUCCUCUACACAUCCAACCCUUAACACACACAGUCAAUGCUGUUGUUUUAUCUAUAUAACAUCUGUGUGACGAAGACACUAGCCACUUUAUAUUGUGUACUUCCAUUUUUUUGCAUUGUUGCAGGAGCUUGCAAGUAAGCAUUUCACUGCAUGUAUUAUACUGGCUGUAAACUCUGUACGUGCUGAAUAAACUUGAUUGGAUUGGGCUUUAGUUUGAUAGGCAUUCAUUUCAAUAGCAUUGUUUGGUAUUCAUUUUGCUCUUUCCAGAUGGAGAAAGCACUGGCCAACAUGGUCUUGAAGACCGCAGAGAUGGUCUGUGAAAA